CGCCGGGCCCCGCCGCGCCGCUUGCGUACCCUGCGCCCGGCACGCCAGCACCUACGCCGUCGGCUACGCCAUUUGCGCAACGGGAAGCCUCUCAGGUGCAGCGCCCGCCUCGGCGGCGUUACGGAGAAUCCGUGAAUUACAGAAAGUGACUCUCGGAGCAUCUUGGCUUUAUGAACUCUUGAGCUGUCAAGGGACUGAGAGGCUUAUGAAGAGGUUCUGUCAGGCAAAACAGCGCUUAGCAAAGACACCGAGGAGGAGGGAAAAGGAGAAAGGAAGAGAAAAACUGAAACACUAACAAACCAUGAGAUCUAUCCGAUCUUUUGCUAACGAUGACCGCCAUGUUAUGGUGAAACAUUCAACCAUUUAUCCAUCUCCAGAAGAACUUGAAGCUGUCCAGAACAUGGUAUCAACAGUAGAAUGUGCCCUUAAACAUGUCUCUGACUGGUUGGAUGAAAAGAACAAGUCUGCAAAAUGUGAGGGUGACGUGGAAGCAAAGGAGGAAGCUGCAGAAAGCAAUGCCAAGGAUCAAAGUGGUCGGACCUUGUGUGGUGUUAUGAGAAUUGGCUUGGUUGCAAAGGGCUUGCUGAUAAAAGAUGAUAUGGAUUUGGAGCUGGUUCUCAUGUGCAAAGAAAAACCCACAAAGACAUUGUUAUGUAUAGUCAAAGACAAUCUCCCAGCUCAAAUUCAGAAACUUACAGAAGAGAAGUAUCUCGUGGAGGAGCAUGUAAAUGAGGCAGCUAUUAUUAUUCGUAACACAAAGGAGCCCAAGCUAACCUUGAAGGUGAUACUUACAUCCCCUCUCAUUCGAGAUGAAGCAGAGAAGAAGGAAGGAGUAGAUAAUGUUGCGAUGAAAGAUCCUCCGGACUUAUUGGACAGGCAGAAAUGCCUGGAGGCCUUGGCGUCUCUGCGGCACGCCAAAUGGUUUCAGGCCAGGGCAAAUGGACUAAAAUCAUGUGUAAUUGUGCUUCGUAUUCUACGGGAUUUGUGCAACAGAGUCCCCACAUGGGCACCACUGAAAGGAUGGCCACUCGAGCUUAUAUGUGAAAAAUCUAUAGGUACUUGUAAUAGACCUUUGGGCGCUGGGGAAGCAUUACGACGAGUGAUGGAGUGUUUGGCAUCUGGAAUUCUGCUUCCUGGAGGCCCAGGUCUGCAUGACCCCUGUGAACGGGAGCCAACAGAUGCUUUGUCGUAUAUGACAGUUCAGCAAAAAGAAGCCAUUACGCACAGUGCCCAGCAUGCCCUCAGAUUAUCAGCCUUUGGUCAGAUCUAUAAGGUAUUGGAAAUGGAUCCCCUCCCAUCAAAUAAGUCAUUUCAGAAAUAUUCCUGGUCAGUAACUGACAAAGAAGGUACAGGUUCAUCUGCUCUCAAGAGACCAUUUGAAGAUGGUGUUGGGGAUGAGAAAGAUCCAAAUAAAAAGAUGAAGCGUAAUCUGAGGAAAAUACUAGAUAGUAAAGCAAUAGAUCUCAUGAAUGCUCUGAUGAGGCUGAACCAAAUCAGGCCAGGGCUUCAGUAUAAGCUGCUGUCACAGUCUGGUCCAGUCCAUGCCCCAGUCUUCACAAUGUCUGUAGAUGUCGAUGGUACGACAUAUGAAGCAUCAGGACCUUCUAAGAAAACAGCCAAGCUCCAUGUGGCAGUGAAGGUUUUACAAGCAAUGGGGUAUCCAACUGGUUUUGAUGCAGAUGUCGAGUGUGUGAGUUCUGAUGAAAAAUCAGAUACUGAAGGCAAAAAUGAAACAGUGUCUUCAAUCUCAAGCAAUAAUACUGGAAAUUCUACAUCUGACACCUCCACUACCCUAGAGGUAAGAACUCAGGGUCCCAUACUGACAGCAAGUGGCAAAAACCCAGUGAUGGAGCUUAAUGAAAAAAGAAGAGGUCUGAAGUAUGAGCUCAUCUCCGAGACGGGUGGAAGCCAUGACAAGCGCUUUGUGAUGGAGGUAGAAGUAGAUGGCCAGAAGUUCAGAGGUGCAGGUCCAAAUAAGAAAGUAGCAAAAGCAAGCGCUGCAUUAGCUGCACUUGAGAAACUGUUUUCUGGGCCUAAUGCAGCAAACAACAAGAAGAAGAAGAUUCUUCCUCAGACUAAAGGGGUUGUCAAUACAGCUGUUUCGGCAGCAGUCCAGGCUGUUCGAGGUAGAGGAAGAGGUGCUUUAACACGAGGGGCAUUUGUUGGGGCAGCUGCUGCUACUGGAUACAUAACACCAGGCUAUGGAGCACCAUAUGGGUAUAGUACAGCUGCGCCAGCUUACGCCAUAUGCACUUGUAUAAAAUAAGCAGAAAUGUAAUGACUGUAAGCUGAGAUCGUGAUGUAAAAGGUAAGAAAUUUUAUUUUAAGCUUAAAGAAUAUUUUUAUUGAUUUUUUCUAAAAAUCUCACAUACCUGUGACAAUCUUGUAUAUGGCAGAUUUUUAUUAUGUUUUGUGUAACUCUAAACAUUCAAACAAGUAAUAUGCAGUUUUGGAUUCCAACUUCAUGUUUUUCAAGGCCACUUCAAAUAUUCCAGUUUCAGUUAAAAAUAUAUAUAUAUUUCUUAACACUUUUAAGAAAUAGUUUGGUUUUAUCAACAGACUGUUCUUCAAAUAUCUUUCUCUAGCAUAGCCUAAAAAGCUGUUUUGAUACUGCUAUGUAUCAGGCACCGCAUUCCUUGCAUACUUGUGGAAAACAUUUAGGUAGGUACUAAAGCCUGGCCAUGGCCCGCACUGAAAGCCAUACCAUGGUUACCGUUAUGUGAAAUAAAAAUGUGAAGUGUAAUUUGUGGUAUUAUCUAACUAACAAGAGAGAAAUUAUUUCCCUAAACUAGUAAAGCUGAACUCCAAACUGAGAAUGAAAGACUUUGAUGAUGUUAGAGUUUAAAUCUGCAGAGAUCAAAUUACAUUAGGCCAAAUUAAUUCAUGAAGCAGCCAGGUUUGCUUUCCUCUUGUGGGUGCAGUGGGAGGAGAGGAAGGCAGGCAGGAAAAGAUUUAACUCUGCAUGAAUAAAUUGUUUGGCUGUAGUUUUCUAAAGCUAGAAAUUAAGAUAGGGGCAUCCGUAAAUAAUUAUUUUCAGUUCUGUAGUAAAUGUUUUAGAUGAUAUUUUACUUGGUGUAAAAUGAUUUUGGAUUAUGACUUAUAUGGUGCACAUGAUAUGUGUAGUUUUAAAAUACUUGGUUUUUUAAUUUGCAUUUAUAUAACCUUACAUUAUGCAAGAUUGCAUAGCACAGUACUGCACAACUGCAGUACCUGCAGUACUUGAAGUUGCUGGAAACAACUCUUUUAUAUUAAAAAAGAAAAAAAAAAAAAAGGAAAAGGGUGGGAUUGAUGAUGUAUUAGCAUUUUAGGGUCUCAAUUCAGACAUGAAAGCAUUAAAAAACCCUGACUGAUCACAGUUUAUACUGAUGUAAAACAGAAAAAUACUUGGUAUGAAAUAUGUAGUAAAUCAAGCCUAAAGCUUGUUGUUUUGCAUCAAAAUAUAACAGCAAAAAUAAACUAUAUUUCUUUUUCAAUACUGAAAAUAUCAAAUUCAGUAAAUAACUGCAUGUGUAGGUUCUCCAUAACUCAGGAUAUGUCUGGAUAAAAUACAUAGGUUGAUGUAGAAAAAUAGCUGUCAAAUAUUGUUGGGUUUAGUAAUGUUGGAGGAAACCCGAUCUUGCAAGUGGCCUAUGUAUCUGCACCUGGAGAAAUUAAGUUCAGGAACUUUACCAGUGACUUGCCCACUAAAGCACAUAACUGUUUGAUUACAUUUGCAGGUGCAAUUGAUGAGCCAUCAGAAUGACCUUUCUGUUUGGUGGUGCAGAUUUUCAUCUGCUGUUAUCUUCGAGGUAUAAAUAUAGGGUUUGGUCUGAAGCUCACUUAAUAUUCAAUUAUUUGUUCAGCCUGUAAGGCAAAGCAAUCCUGAUAGUGGAGCAGCAGGCUGCUCUGUUUCCUCUGAAAGACAGUGUUUUAUAUGCUUCACGGCAACGUUAAGGCACAUUAUAAUGAACUUCUCUUGAGUAUUCCUUUUGUAGGUUUAACUGAUGACAGUCUGACAAGCAGCUUAUCUGUCCAGUUCAAGGACUGAUUAAUAAAAUGUCUUGUUGACUUCUUUGAUCUCUCUCUUUGUGGCCUGGAUUUGGCAGCUUAAUCCAUUUGUAUUGGUUUUCAUCAGCACUGUUUUGACUGUGUAUUUCCAUAUUUUUCUGUCAUUACCCUCUUAACUCUUACAAUCGUAAGCAUUCUGCCCUUCUGCUUUUUUGACAUUUUCACUUUCUUGGAUCUUCUCCUCCUCUUUUUCAAUGAAAAGAUACUAAAUUUCUUUGGUAUAUUUUUGCUCAGUAGGCAAACACUUAUGGCCAAAAAUUGUCCCCUUGACUUUGCUGCACGCCUUCGCAGUAGGAUGGACACCAUUUCCUGACAUGAAGUACAUGUUGUACUUAAAACUCCUAAAUCCUGGUUUUGAAGCCAUGUGGAAUCAGUGACAAGACUCUACUGUGGGUGCUAAGACUUCCUAGGACUGUCUCAUUCACGGUGGUACUUGAGCAAAACAUUCACAUGUUCUGAAACAUCUUUCAUGUAGGUUCCACAAGUGCCUAAUACAUUGGCAUUUGAGAGAACUGUUACGGACUGCAUUCUAACCAGUAGGUUUUAACCAAACCAAAAUACCAGGCUAUUAUUUGAUGAGUGAGUUGGAUAACAUCUACUUGAUCAAUGUUGCAACAGCCACUGUUUUAAGGCAGAAUUAGAAACUGCUUUCUUUUGCCUAUAACACUUGCAGGUUUCCUUUUAAAAUCCACCUCACUAAGAGAAUGGUCUGAAGUGCCUCUUCUGUGAGAUUGAGGUCUGCUAUUUGAUGGCUACCGAGCUUUGUCUUUCUGGAUAUAUGCAGCAGUCAAUGUGGAAACCUGGUUCCAUGUGCUUUGUGUAGCUGCUGCUAUCUUUGCCAAUUCUGCAGUACCAUUUAUGUGAAGCAAAAAUAUUUUACAGUUGGAAUUUCUGGUUCAUGGAAAAGAAUUCUGAAAAAGUUCCUUUCAACUACUACAUAUAAAUAGGACACUCGGGAAAGUCUGUAUCUAUUCACUUCCCACCUUAACUCUAGUUUUAGCUAACCAGAUGCCAGUAUAUAUUUUGGGAGAUGAUGUCUGGCACUUAAAGGAUUAAAAGAAACCAGAGCUUUACAAUGAAAAACUGACCUGCUUAGUGGGUUACCUGGACUGGAGAUGAAUGGCAUUAACAUUGACUUUGGACGAAUAAAUGUGAGCUUGGGUGGCCUGGCUGGUUGACAUGGAGGGAAGUGAGGCUAUUUACAGAAUUGCGAGAUUAAAACACAGGCUGUUCCAUUGUUCCAAUAGCGUUUAUUUGCUUUUAGCUGUUCUGGCAUACAAAUCCACAAUCACACACAGUGGAUUUCCCUUUCUAACAGAUUGGAUUUUCUGGAACCAUGUGAGGGAGAAAUGUAUAAGCAGCCUGUUGAGUUGUCAGAUUGGUAUCUGAAGUGGCCGUGCAGGACAGCAGUCUUCACAGAUGGAAACCUCUAAGUACAGUAUACUGCUAACCAUACCUCAGCAUUUUUCUUCCUGAUGGUUGAGUGGCAGCUGGAAUGGUUGUCAUUUUCCCGGAUAGGAAACUGUGACUUUUGAAGAAAUAACAUAUUUAACAAGGGAACUUAAAUCCUACUUUGCCAGCCACAUGAAAUUUCUACAGGCAUGUUCUGUCUACAGACGGGUUUAAGGCAACCAGAUCGCUUUGGAAGAAAAGUGUUAUCUUGAGCUAGUGUCUCAAUUGUACAUGAUACAAACACCAUAGAAAAAUCUGCCUAAACCUUUUGAGACAUAAUUCCAUCACCAUCCUUUGCUUGAAAGCCUUUAUGUUAAAGCACCAGGGUUGAAUGACUGUGAAAGGACUUGGCGAGCUGAAAGCAUGGCACAUGAUGCUUCCUGCCAUCGUAUCCUCUCUCUGCCAGUGCUUGCUGUCUUCUUUAAGUGUGCAUUCUGGAGCUGGAACAUGGUGACCUUAUUCCUGGGCAUUGAGCCAUACGGAUGGAGGCCAGCCUAUACCCAUGAAGGGACUGUGUAACACACGGCCUCUGUUGCCCAAGCAGUUUCUGUUGGACACAGUACACAAUCCAGCCCUCACAAAGGCAAUUUAGUGCCUGGGUAGGUGGUUCCUAAUCUGUCUAAUUUGCUGUCAUGCAGCCAAUGUGAGUUAAUUAGAUGAUUCAGCAAUUGUCGUGGCUCCCAGUUAAUGUGCUGUAAACCCUGCUGCCCUAAGUUUCACUGGAGCAGCAUACCUUAGUUUCUGUGAGUGCUUCCCGCUGCCUUUUCUGAUCUUCUCUAGCGUCCCAGUAAAUAACCAAGUCUCUAAAGUUACAGAAUCUUUAUGUAGCUGUUUCUAGAUUGUUGAGAAUUUCUAAUCAGCCAAUGAAAAGCUUUAGGGAACAAGUUUUCCUAGAAACUUAUUAAUGUGCCAAUGGACUAUUUUUACUCAUGUGCAAACAUCUGUGAGAAGUAUUCUGGUAUCUCUGAUCACUUGAAAGGGCACUAGUACUCCUUCUUUAAGAAUACUUGCCUUCUGGCAGAAAAAAAUAGAUUUAAUGUUUGUCUUAAUUCUAAGAUUAUUUGUGCCUUUUUCCUUUCAUUGGACUACUAAGAGAAAUUUCCCUGACCACAAGUUUCUUGCAUUAAUAGGAAGUAGAAAAUGAAGGAGGAGUGGCAUGAAGACUUUUCAGGUGUUCCAGGAAAAAAAUCUCGUUUGUUGGCUGUUCAACUACGGGACAUCAAUCUCCUGGCAAUUCUAAAAUGCCAAGAUAGCAAUAAAUGUGAGCAGCUUCAAUGUACUAUCCUUGAUCCAAUCCAGCAAUGUCCUUGGAGAACGAGUCUGACAGUCCCUGUGUUUUCAGUCACUGAUCUCUGACAGAAAGUGUAGAAGCACACGGGUCCCUUGCUUCAUUUUUAAUUCUCCAUCUGUACUACAAGAGUCCAUGGGUCAUCACAGUCUAGUGAUGAGAUUCCCAAACAUCUCACCAGAACUGUGUAAAUUAAGAGCUAGCACAACAUUAUAGUAUUUCAGUCUUAGACAAAAUUCCAAGUUUCCCUCUGCAUCCUUUGCUCUGUAGGCAAUACAAUACAAUCAUUCUGUAUUAGAACUUAGUGCCUUUAGAUAAAUUCUCUGUAGUCAGUUGCUUGCUAAUAAAUAAAGGGAAAAAUAUGUCUUCCACCUUCAAAUGAGUUCCAAGUCACAUAAGCAGCUUACAAAAAAAGGCUCCUACUUCCUGAGGCUCUGGGAAACAGCACAAGAACUCUGCCAGGGCAGACUCUUUUGGAUACAUGAUGAGAUACACAAAUAUAAAGUUCAGACUGCUGUUCUCAGUCAUGAAUCACACUGGGGCCUCUCCUCUGGCAACAAAAGAAUGAAAAUGAGGUCUCUGCUGGCCUUACAGAGAAGUUCUGUUAAGUACAGUUGUACUGUCUUAAGAACCAGUAACUGAGCUUGAAUUUUCAGGACACAGACCCUCUCAAGCGUCCUGCUG
Molecule: messenger RNA, 7471 nt
Organism: Cygnus olor (mute swan)
Lineage: Eukaryota; Metazoa; Chordata; Aves; Anseriformes; Anatidae
Gene: STRBP
Product: spermatid perinuclear RNA binding protein
Exons: 18
Coding region: 302-2266 (654 amino acids)
Cellular component (GO): precatalytic spliceosome
Molecular function (GO): single-stranded RNA binding; double-stranded RNA binding
Source: RefSeq, a predicted model, not a curated record